Molecule: messenger RNA, 3156 nt
Organism: Cydia fagiglandana
Lineage: Eukaryota; Metazoa; Arthropoda; Insecta; Lepidoptera; Tortricidae
Product: zinc finger protein OZF-like
Exons: 2
Coding region: 143-1738 (531 amino acids)
Biological process (GO): regulation of transcription by RNA polymerase II
Cellular component (GO): nucleus
Molecular function (GO): RNA polymerase II transcription regulatory region sequence-specific DNA binding; DNA-binding transcription factor activity, RNA polymerase II-specific
Source: RefSeq, a predicted model, not a curated record
AGCUCGUUUGACAUGACAUUUGUAUUUUUUUUAUCCUAUUGUUGUGAAAUGGUGAUUGCUUAUCAGUUGAUCUUUACAGAAUUUAGAAGAAAAUCGAUAAUUACAGUGGUUUUUAAUAUCAGAGACACGUUGCUAGCAUAAUAUGGAUCAAGAAAUAGAACAGAUCUUUAUAAAACCAGAUAUUGCACAUUUGAAAGUUGAAGUUGAUUGCGAACAGGAAAGCAGUGGAAACCCGUACCAGCCUCCGGAACAUGUGUUCAACAUCAAGAGUGAAGACAGAAGUAUUUUACCUUACAUAGACUCAACCAAUGAAAAUGAUAAAACAAACUCAGUAGAGAUAGUUGGUAAAGUAUACGAGAACGGAAAAAUAAACCGAUUGCAAUGUCCACAAUGUGAUAAUACUUUCAAAAACAGAGCCAACUUGAAGCAGCAUCUCAAGUUUGUGCAUUCGUCCGAAGAUGAUAUUGUUGAAUGUGAGAAAUGUUACCGGACUUUCAAGUCUGUCGGUCAUUUACGCUCACACAUUCACUCUGUUCACGCUGAAGAAAAAGAAGUGAGCUGCGAACAUUGCGGUAAAGUGUUCUCAAACAAAAAACGACUUAACAAUCAUAUUUUCUAUUCCCACCCGGAACCGGAAGAAAGCGUCAAUUGCAGUGUAUGCUCCAAAUCUUUCAAGCGUAGAUACAAUUUGAAAAUACAUAUGAGACUUGUCCAUCCUUCCGACGACAGAUCGGUACAAUGCCCACAUUGCGAUAAGAAAUUUAAAGUAGAUAUGUUACUACAGAGACAUAUAAAAUGGAGUCACCCUCAAGACGGAAUGAUGUACCGCUGCCCCGAAUGCGGGAGAACAUUGCCAUCUAUCGCUUGCUUUAGAAAACACAUGCAGAACGUACAUUCAGGCUCCCAAGAUGCUGUUUGCAAAAUCUGCUCCAAAGUUUUCAAAACAGUCAAAACUUUAAACAGACAUGAGAGAAACAUUCACGGAGGAGCGAAAGCUGAAGCCAAACCGUGCAAAGUAGGAGAUAUACCAUGUUCACAGUGCGACAAAAAAUUCACGACAAAUACAGCAUUAUUUUGGCAUUUCGAGAGACAUCAUUCCGAGAAUAAAAGAAGUAAUACUUGUCAGAUAUGUAACAAAGAGUUAUCCGAUCAAGGGAGUUUGAAGAGACAUUUAGAAAUGGUGCAUUCCUUUGAUCCUGUCAACUGUCCUAUAUGCUCAAAAACUUUUAAAAGUCACAUGAAUCUACAGAGGCAUAUUAGAGUCACCCAUGCUCCACCAGAAGCGGCCCAGAAAUGCGACAUUUGUAAUAAAACUUUCAAAUGCUCUAUGCAUUUAAGGAUACAUAUAAACGCAGUCCACUCCACAGAAGGCAUAUUCACCUGUGAUAUUUGCAAUAAGGAAUUCUCCUCAAAGAAAUAUAUGUUGAAACACAAGAAAACCCAUGUAGAUGUCAAGCUCUUUCCAUGUGGAGUUUGUAGCAAAAUGUUUAAAUGUGUUAAUGAUGUUAAAAAACAUACAAAACGUGUGCAUAUGAAGACACCAGUUAAAACAGAAAAUGUAGAACCUGAAAGUAAAGAAGCUGAAAGCCUUAAAGAUAUGGAAGCUAAUACAGAAGCACUGACUUGUUCGAAAUGUGGUGGUGAUUUUGAGAAUGAAACAGAGUUACAUUCGCAUAUUGUGAACUGUGGUGAGCUCCCAGCGGUGGCGUUUGUGAAGGCUGAAUUGGAAGAUUGGUAGCUUUUUACAAGAAAGUUUUAUAUUAGGUCUUGUAAAGAUUUAUUAGGUUAAUUUUUACUUUCCAUGUUCUCAAAUGAAAUUAAUGUGAUUUUUGAGUAUUAGCUAUAUUAGCUAUGUGCGCCACUACGGGGCCUGGCCUAUAACCGCGAACAUCGAAGUUCGCAAAUUGGGGGCAUUUUUCUCUGUCACUAAUUACACAUUCAUUGGAGUAAAAGAGAAAGAUCCCCGCAUUUUGCCAAUUUCAGUUUUCGCGGUAGCCCCUCUGCCCGGCAGCAAUGGAACACAUCAGUUACUUGACAGAUGUCAAUUAUUAUGAAUUUAAUGUUUAUCCUACGGUUUAUCCUUUAUAUACACAUUUCCAUGUUCUCACUUCUCAGUAAAAAGUGUCCACGAAAAGAUAGAUGUACAGGUUGAUUCACGAAAGCUGCAUGGCUCUGGCACGAAUAGAAAGAACGGAACCGGAAACUUUCAUUGUAGUGACACCUGUAUUCAUUGGUCAGUGUGAUUUUUUUUGUAUAGCCUAUAUUGUGUCCCACUGCUGGGCAAAGGCCUCCCCUGUCUUUCGCCACUCGUCACGGCUUUGUGCAUGCUCCCGCCAGUCACCACAAAAUAAGUCCAGGUCGUUUCGCCAUCUCGUUUUUGGUCUACCUCUACCUCGGGUGAUUUGUGGUGCCCAUUCGGUCGCUAUUUUGGCCCAUCUGUCCGGGGUCCGCCCAAUCCCACUUGAGCUUGUAAUACGGAAUCGCGAAUGCGUUUUAACGACACGCCAGGUGGGCUCACUCCGCGAUUUCAUCGCUUUGCUACAGGUAGCUACAAGUACAUCCGUUCCACAUCAAUUUUGGUGGCUAGCCAUAAGCCGCGCGUGGCGCUGUCGCCACCUAGCGGCCAUAUCUGUCCUGAUCGUAACGGACGCGUUUUGUUAGAGAGUGAGUCUUCUGUACCUAGUACUAUUAUUUAUUCUGUGGACACGCUUUAAGUGCGCGCGGCGCGUCAUUAUGAACCUUGUUGGAUGGCACGAAGGUUGAUAUUGAGCUGCAGCCCAGUUCAGUUGACUUCUUUGCCGGUGUUUAAAACGAAAUCAUUAUCAUCAUCCUGUCCUCGCCGGUUUCGGCCUCGGCGACUGGAUUCACAAAACGAAAUAUCAAUAAAGGCUACCAUCUUGAGGUGGUAUUACUAAUUUCCUUGUCCAAUGUCAGUGCGUCUCACUCUCUCAUGCAAGAUGUGAGACGCAUAUUGGACAAAGAAUUGGACAGGUAGCAUACCACCACAUAUCACGCACAAACAUAGUGAACAUUUUCCUAUUUUUCCAAAACGUUGACAUUCCACAAAAUACGGUGUUUUGUAUAAUCUACAUGUUUGUAAAUAUUAUUCUAUUAAUGUUAGUGAAUUUGUGUAAAUAAACAAUUUUAUUAAUUGUC